AUGAACGUCGAAUCGAUGCGCGACUUCGACUACUCGAUGCGAAUGAAUGUAGCCAACAGUUUGCUCUGUGAAGACCAUUACCCCUCGUUGCUGGUGAAGCUUCAUCUUUCCAAACAUGAUGAGAUAGAGCGGCAGGUAAUGCUGGAAUUUAGUCGUGAACAGCUUACUCUUCUUCUACAAGACUUCAAGCACAUUUAUCAGGAGUUACAGAAAAGUUAG
Molecule: messenger RNA, 219 nt
Organism: Plasmopara halstedii
Lineage: Eukaryota; Oomycota; Peronosporomycetes; Peronosporales; Peronosporaceae
Product: HCaRG
Exons: 2
Coding region: 1-219 (72 amino acids)
Source: RefSeq, a predicted model, not a curated record